AGACUUUGCAGUAGGGAACUCAUUCAAUUGGCGUUUCAGAGCUUUCAAAGGUUUCACUCUGAAGAAUGGAAGAUUUCUACUUUAACUCACUGAACCAAAGCUUUGAUUACUGGAACAUCACCUCUGACCAAUAUGAUUACAUCGACAACACUGAGCUCUAUGACUAUUACAACAAACUUUAUUUCAUCCUGUAUGUGGUGACAUGCAUAAUCGUUGCUGUCGGCCUUCCUCUGACCCUCGUAGCCAUCAGUGCUCUUUAUUCUAUGGUGAGAAGAGAUCAUGUUGCUCCCAUCUACGUCAUCAACCUUCUCAUUAGCGACCUGCUUCAGUUCUGCUGCAUGAUCGUUCAGGUGGUACCAACUGUGGAUGAGAAGAUAUAUAACAUCUUCUUAUACAUUUACAUCUCUGCUCUGUUUGCCAGUGUUUACUUCAUGGUCUGCGUCGCCCUGGAAAGGUAUUUGGUCAUCGCCCACCCACUGCGGUACAGCCGCAGACUAUCCAUCAGGAGCUCUGUGGUGGUCUGUGUCCUGGUCUGGGUCCUUUCUCCUGUCUGUGCCGUCUGUUUCUAUUUCUUUGUUGAAAAUCUGGGGACAUACAUAAUCUUCGCCAUCCUCUUCCUCCUUCCCUUCCCGCUGUUAAUCUUCUUCCUGGUUGGGACCCUCAAAGCCCUGUCUGCUUCCAUCUCAGUCCCCUCUGAUGAAAAACGACGAACUGUGGGAGUUUUGGUUCUGUUGCUGCUUAUUUACACCCUGCUGUUCCUGCCCAGCAUCAUAUUCUACCUGGAUGUAAUUCAUGACAAUUUCAUUCUGUCUCUCAUCUUAGUUAGGUUCAGUCCUCUUGCAGACUCAGUCCUGUAUGUCUUCAUGAGGAAAGGGUUCAUAGACAAGCUUUUGGCCUCUGUGUGUUGCUGCAGAAUGGACAGCAAUGAUAUCAGCAGUCCAUUAGUAUGAAUGAUGACAACAUUUCCACAGUCAGCUUCAUGUAGGCAGAGAAAGAGGGAGAGAGAGAAAGGGGAGGAAACAGGAGGAGAAAUGGAGGCCAAUAGAAAGGAUAGAGACGAGACAGAUCCUGUCAUCUACUGAGACCAUUUCCAAUAAGACACCUAACUGUAGAGAACAGGAAGCACUGUUUGGACUCUGCUGUGGGAGAAGUGGCUGCUGGGAAAUGUUUUGGUCAACUUGCUCUGGUUCACUGUGAUGGCUUCAACACAUGGAAAUAAAAUGUGUUUUAUUAGUUUGGA
Micropterus dolomieu (smallmouth bass) is the source of this 1240-nucleotide messenger RNA. RefSeq names its product G-protein coupled receptor 4-like. The record is from RefSeq and is a predicted model, not a curated record. Lineage: Eukaryota; Metazoa; Chordata; Actinopteri; Centrarchiformes; Centrarchidae. The coding region runs from base 66 to 950 and encodes 294 amino acids. Gene Ontology annotation, molecular function: G protein-coupled receptor activity. Gene Ontology annotation, biological process: phospholipase C-activating G protein-coupled receptor signaling pathway; positive regulation of Rho protein signal transduction. Gene Ontology annotation, cellular component: membrane. The transcript has 4 exons.